This is a messenger RNA of Impatiens glandulifera, 396 nucleotides long. RefSeq names its product merozoite surface protein CMZ-8-like. The transcript has a single exon. Bases 1 to 396 code for a protein of 131 amino acids. NCBI's taxonomy places the organism in Eukaryota, Viridiplantae, Streptophyta, Magnoliopsida, Ericales, Balsaminaceae. The record is from RefSeq and is a predicted model, not a curated record.
AUGGUGAUUUCGGGACCAGAAAUGUCUGUUUCAGGACCAGAAAAGCCUGUUUCAAGACUAGAAAUGCCUGUUUCGGGACCAAAAAUGCCUAUUUCGGGACCAGAAAUGCUUGUUUUAGGACAAGAAAAGCUGGUUUUGGGACCAAAAAUGAUUGUUUCGGGACCAGAAAUGCUGGUUUCGGGACUAAAAAUGUUGGUUUCAGGACCAAAAAUGUCUGUUUCGGGACCAAAAAUGUAUGUUUCGAGACUAGAAAUGCCUGUUUCGGGACUAGAAAAGCCUGUUUCAGGACUAGAAAUGCCUGUUUCGGGACUAGAAAUACCUAUUUCAGACCAAAAAUGUCUGUUUCGGAACCAUAAAUGCUUAUUUUGGGACCAAAAAUGCCUGUUUCGGGAUUAG